AUGGUUAGUAGUUCCGAAUCAACAGAUGGCCAUCAUUUGAAGAAGUUAAUUCUGAAAUUGAGCGGUCAGCCUGACUCAUAUUCGAGGAAAUCUAAGUAUACUUUUGGAAGAACUUUGGGUGCUGGCUCUUUUGGAAUAGUUAGACAUGCUAGGGACAAUGUCACUGGUGAAGAAGUAGCAGUAAAGAUUAUUUUGAAGAGGGCUCUUAAAGGUCACGAGGAUUCUGUUAUUGAAGAAUUAAAUUUCCUAAGAGCUUUACACCAUCCCCAUAUAGUUGGAUUUAGAGAUUGGUUUGAAUCAAAGGAUAAAUUUUACCUUGUCACUCAAUUGGCCACUGGUGGUGAAUUAUUUGAUAGAAUUGUAAGUAAAGGUAGGUUUACAGAACAUGAUGCAUCAUUGGUUAUUGUUCAGGUGUUGGAAGCGUUAGAUUAUUUGCAUGACAGAGAUAUUGUGCAUCGUGAUUUAAAGCCUGAGAAUAUCCUUUAUUUGAACUCAAAAGAAGACUCUGGGAUAGUUCUAGCGGAUUUUGGUAUUGCAAAGAAACUAGAAUCACUGGAUGAGAAAUUGACGUCUUCGGCGGGGUCCUUUGGCUAUGCCGCCCCAGAAGUAAUCUUGGGAACUGGUCACGGUAAGCCCUGUGAUAUUUGGUCCUUGGGUGUCAUAACAUAUACAGUUCUAUGUGGAUAUUCUCCUUUUCAUUCAGAAAAUGUGGAUGAUUUUAUUGACGAAGUAAAAGACAAUAAUGCAGUUAUCUUCCAUGCUGAAUAUUGGAAAGAUGUAUCGAAAGAUGCACGUCGCUUCAUAAUCAAGGCUUUACAAUUUGACCCCGAAAAAAGACCUACGGCGAAACAACUAUUAGAAGAUCCUUGGCUAGUCUCAGUUGCCGCAGAGCAUAGAGAAGCAGAUUUGUUACCAAACUUGAAGCACGGCUUUGACGCGAAGGUCAAAUUUAGGCAAGCUAUUCAGCUAGUUAAAUUGAAUAACAGAAUCAAAAAAUUGAAGAAGCUUCAAACUGAAGAGGAUGAUGAUCCUAAUGAAAUUAACUUAUUUGAUGAUGAGGGUGAGGUUGAAAACGAAGUUCAAUCGAGCCCUUUAACAUCUUGGAAGAAGUUUGGUGAUGCUCUUGACUCACUGCAGAGGAACUCAUCUCAGUCAAGUGACUCACAGGAUAAAUCUACGUUAACGAGUGAUGCCUUCGUCCAAUUGGUCCAUGCUGCGUCUGAAAAUAAGCACAGAGUGAGUCAAUAUAAGGAAUCUUGA
Messenger RNA from Priceomyces carsonii, 1260 nucleotides. It is a transcript of the gene CMK2, whose product is annotated as calmodulin-dependent protein kinase. The record is from RefSeq and is a predicted model, not a curated record. The transcript has a single exon. Bases 1 to 1260 code for a protein of 419 amino acids. Gene Ontology annotation, biological process: cellular response to oxidative stress; protein phosphorylation. Gene Ontology annotation, molecular function: ATP binding; calcium/calmodulin-dependent protein kinase activity. NCBI's taxonomy places the organism in Eukaryota, Fungi, Ascomycota, Pichiomycetes, Serinales, Debaryomycetaceae.